Messenger RNA from Lottia gigantea (owl limpet), 1630 nucleotides. RefSeq lists its product as hypothetical. Gene Ontology annotation, molecular function: scavenger receptor activity. Bases 259 to 1500 code for a protein of 413 amino acids. The record is from RefSeq and is a predicted model, not a curated record. Lineage: Eukaryota; Metazoa; Mollusca; Gastropoda; Lottiidae. The transcript has 4 exons.
UACAAACUUUAAUCAAUUGCUUUGUGACUAAAACAUGUAGUUUGUUGACAAAUAAUUUUACUAGUACUAAGAUAAACAAUACAUAACUUCACUGAUAACAAACAUUCUGAGUGAGUCUCUACUAUUCGUUAACAUAGUUUUUGUUUUGUUGGUCUUUGAGAAUUUCUUUGUAUAGUGGAGAAAUCAUGAUAUUUUGAAACAUGAUUUUUAUGUUACACUGAAUACCUAAAACUUAGAGAAAAAAGAAAUCUGCACACAAUGGCUACCUUUGACUUAAAGGUCAUUGUUGCUUGUACCAUUAUUAUUGUUUUGACUCAUAUUCAGUUUGGUACCUGUGGUGAAUGUCUACCUGGUUAUAUGGGAAAUGACUGUAAUGAUACAUGUAGUGUAACCUGUCAGACCAUCAAUGACGAUAUUUACUGUGAUCAAAUAACCGGAAGAUGUACAUAUGGUUGUAUAGAUGGUACAUUCGGUGAUAAUUGUACCGACCAGUGUCCAGAACAUUGUAAAGAUAUGAUCUGUGACCGAGAAAGCGGUGAAUGUUCCAGAGGCUGUGAAAUAGGAUAUUACACUGAUGAUUGCUCUAAGAUAUGUAGUAAGUCAUGUGAAAACAGUGCCUGUGUUGGAAUAGAUGGUGAUUCUAAGUUCACAUGUUCAGAUGGUUGCUCAGAAGGUUUUACUGGUGCAGAUUGUUCCACUCCGUGUUUAACUCCAAAUUGUGCCAUGUGUACAGAUGCAAGUACAUGUGAGAGAUGUCAAAAGGGAUUUUAUGGCACCACCUGUGACCACACCUGUAAAAGGAGGACGUCAAACUGUGCUGAAUGUGAACGAAGCUCAGGAGAAUGUGUACAAUGUAUGCCAGGGUACUUUGGCUCAGCAUGUGAUCAGUCUUGUUCUAAUUGCUAUGGCGGAAAAUGCACUAUUGCUGGAUUGUGUGUAGAACAAUGUACUAAAGGCUAUCGUGGGCCAUUUUGUAACCAGUCUUGUCCUAAAAACUGUGAGGAUUAUGUUUUAGACGGUGUCAAUGUAACUUGUAAUAAAGCAAAUGGACUUUGUGCUAGAGGAUGUUUGAAAGGAUUUUAUGGUGACAAAUGCAACUUAGUGUGUCCUAUAAAUUGUCCAGAGAGCCACUGUCAUCAAAUUGAUGGUGUUUGUAUGGGGGAAGAGUGCCUCAAUGAUCAUUAUGGAAACAAAACUAUUUGUGAUAGAUACAAUGGUUCUUGUCUGUAUGGAUGUGUGUCGGAAUGGUUUGGUGCUGUUUGUAUGACACCAUGUGGUAUUAAUUGUCUGCCUGUAUCACCACUGGUCAAUCGGACAGCCAGUAAUGCCAAAUGUAAAGGGAGUGGUAGAUGUCCAUUUGGUUGUCAGGCAGGUUGGAAAGGAGUCCAAUGUGAUAUCAAAACCAAUGACCCAACAUCAAUUUCUAGACUAUUUCAGCCUUCAUUCUAUGGAAUUGUGACCAUAGUUCUGAUACCAUUAGUAUUAUCAGUUCUUCAGUAAAAAACAAACUAGUACCUUUUUGACAAUUUCAAUUGUUGGCCCAUUCUUCAGUAAAAAUUUGUCUUGGAUGAGAUAUAAUCUACUGUUUUCACUAGAUUUGAUGUGUGUUAUGCAUUUGUAAAUAAACAAU